GGGCUCGGUCUCGAAGAGGUUAAAGCGUGUCCCGGUGGGCUGAAACCCCGGAGCUUCAUGGGAUGCCUUAUAAAGCACGCUCCGCCGGCCCGGCAGCGGCUCCGGGAGCUCCCGGUACGUGCGGACCUGCCGCCGCCCCGCUGCGCUAUGGAGCCUCCGGGCACGGCCGGUGCACCGGGAGCGGCGGGGCGGCCCUGGGACGAGGCCAAGGCUUUCUACGACAAUCUCGCCCCCAAGAAGAAACCCAAAUCGCCCAAGCCUGAGAAUGCCAUCACCAUUGCGGUGUCCUCCCGGGCACUCUUUCGCAUGGAGGAGGAGCAGAAGAUUUACACCGAGCAAGGGGUGGAGGCCUAUGUGAAGUACCAGCUGGACCAUGAGAAUGAGCCCUUCCUCCCUGGGGCUGCCUUCCCCUUCGUCAAGGCACUGGAAGCAGUGAACACUCAGCUGCGGGAGCUCUACCCUGACAGCGAGGAGCUCUUCGACAUCGUCCUCAUGACCAACAACCAUGCCCAGGUUGGGGUUCGUUUGAUCAACAGCAUCAACCACUAUGGUCUGUUCAUUGAGAGGUUCUGCAUGACAGGAGGGAACAGCCCCAUCUGUUACCUCAAGGCCUAUCACACCAACCUCUACCUCUCCUCUGACGCCGAGAAAGUGAGUGGGGCCAUUGAAGAGGGGAUUGCUGCAGCCACCAUCUUCAGCCCCAGCAGAGACCUGGAGGUGUCCGAGAGCCAGCUGCGGGUGGCGUUCGAUGGCGACGCUGUGCUCUUCUCUGAUGAGUCGGAGCAGAUCGUGAAGGCUCACGGCUUGGACAAGUUCUUUGAGCACGAAAAAGCUCAUGAGAACAAACCUCUGGCACAGGGCCCCCUGAAGGGCUUCCUGGAGGCCCUGGGGAAGCUGCAGAAGAAGUUCUACUCCAAGGGGCUGAGGAUGGAGUGUCCCAUCCGUACCUACCUGGUGACCGCCCGCAGCGCCGCCAGCUCGGGCGCCAGGGCCCUAAAGACUCUGCGCAGCUGGGGGCUGGAGACUGACGAAGCUUUGUUCCUGGCUGGGGCUCCCAAGGGUCCCCUGCUGAGGAAGAUUCGUCCUCACAUCUUCUUUGAUGACCAGAUGUUCCACGUGGAGGGAGCCAAGGAGCUGGGCACUGUGGCUGCCCACGUCCCUUAUGGCAUUGCCCAGAAGCAGAAGCGGCCGGCGCAGGAGAAGCAGACCCCGAACAGCAAGUAG
Messenger RNA from Indicator indicator, 1224 nucleotides. RefSeq names its product 5'-nucleotidase, cytosolic IA (gene NT5C1A). Gene Ontology annotation, biological process: adenosine metabolic process; nucleotide metabolic process. The record is from RefSeq and is a predicted model, not a curated record. NCBI's taxonomy places the organism in Eukaryota, Metazoa, Chordata, Aves, Piciformes, Indicatoridae. Gene Ontology annotation, cellular component: cytosol; cytoplasm. Bases 58 to 1224 code for a protein of 388 amino acids. The transcript is spliced from 7 exons. Gene Ontology annotation, molecular function: nucleotide binding; magnesium ion binding; 5'-nucleotidase activity.